GCGAGCUAUAUUUUGCCCGUCCGACGUUCGUUUGGAAGGUUUCACUGCUCGUCGCUACUAAAAGUGCACAACUGUAAAAUAGAAAUCUGAGUGUCUCUAACGCUCGGCCAUCGUAUUCGAUGGCUGAAACGAUAGAGAAGGAUUCGCUUGUCCUUGCUGAGGGCUCAUCAGGGUCAAAGACGAAGCCUUCGAAGCGCUUUUCGGCUAAUACGUCAACGAGUUCGCCUGCGAAUGCUUCGUGGCUUGUAGGUGAUGUGGUCUGGUCUAAGAUCCCAGGACAUCCAUGGUGGCCUUCUAUGGUGGCUUACGACCCGAAUAGUGCUGUGUACUUCCGAUAUAAGGGUAGAGCGAGGUACUAUCAUGUGCAAUUUUUUGGUCAAGACCCCGUGCGAGGCUGGGCCUCCGAAAGAUCAGUCAUGAAGUUCGAAGGGAAAGAUCAUUUUGAAGCCUCUAUGCACAACAAAAAACACCAAGUUGCAUCAAAACGUAUCGCACUUUGGGAAACUGCUGUAAAAGUGGCUGAAAAGGCACUGCCUAUGAACAGACAAGAGCGACAACUGUGUUUCACCUUUAAGUACUUUGAUAAGAACGAGAAAAAGGGAAAAAGAAAAGCAAUAAAUGGAGUGAGAACAGAGGGUCAAUAUUUCGCACCCAAACCUGAUCAUAUUCACCCAGAGGUUUUACCAAAUCUAAAUGGACACUCUGAAAGCACAGAGAGGGAGGGAGACAAAACAACUAAGUUAAAAGGACAAAAGAAAAGAAAGCAAAAAAGCAUAGAAGAUACUAAUGAUGUUGUUAAAACGGAUCAAGUGACUGUUAAGGAAGAUCUAGAAACAGCUGUAGUAAAGAUUUCACCAAAGAGAAAACGUAUACGAAAACCAAAAGUACAUGAGGAUGAAAUCGUUGAUAAGUUUGUUGUUAAGCUACAUGGGAUUGAGGAGCCACCGCAAACACCGCCAAGAUUGAAUGGGAGCUUUCCUGGGUCACCAGUAAAUGGAGAGGUCUCUCCAAACACUGCCCUGAAGCUUAAGAUUCGUAAGGUCAGACCGUCUCUAGAUGGCAAAGAAGGAAAUAAAAAUCACCACCGUCUUUCAAAGGAAAAAGAGACUUUUAUAAUUGUUAAAGACCUAGAACACUCAGAAGAUAGCACAGACAGUGGUGUGAAUGGAGUUUGUCAAUUGCAGUCUCCUGUUGAUGCAAAACAGACUAGCUCUUCAAGUGCAGAUGAGGGACCCAGGAAAAAGAAAAGGCGACGGAAACUGUCUGAGGGUGUUAUGCCCCAGGAUUACUCUAUUCAAGAGGAUAAGAGGAAAUUCAAGAAAAAUAACAAGGAGGGCAAAGGUACCAUUCAGAGCAAAAGUGCAAAGGAAAGCAAGGUUACCACCAAGAAGAGCAAAGCUGGCAAGGAGAGCAGUGUUAACAAGAAGGUUAAAGCUGUGCCAAAGGCAAAGGUGGCUAAUAAAAGCUCAGAGAAAACAAAGAAGGUAAAACCAGUUGAAAAACCUCACGACCAAGUGUCAAGCUCAGCAGAUAUAUUAGCAGUAAGUGAAAGUAAGAAGCCAAUAAAUGGUUUUCCUGAUGUGACUCGCAGCCUUGUUUCAAGUAUGGAUGAUGACACAAGUAGUACAAAGAGCAGUACUAUUUCUAAGGUCAGAAAAGACAAAGGAGACAAAGAGUCAGAAGCUGUUUGUGCUGUUUGUGAGCAAGUGAAUGACUUGAUGUUUUGCGGCGACUGUAACAGUGCCUAUCACCCGGACUGUAUUGGUUUAAGCACGGCCCCAAAAGGGAAAUUCAAAUGCGAUGAAUGUACAUCUGGUGUUCAUUCUUGUUUUGUCUGUCGGCAAACUGGGGACGUUAAAGCUUGCAGCCAACCACUGUGCUCUAAAUUUUACCACAAGGAAUGCUUGCAGUCGUACAAAUGUUCCAAGAUUGAUGGUGAUCGCAUCUACUGUCCUUUACACUUUUGCAGCACUUGUAUAUCAAACAAGACCCCUGUUAAUAGGGGUAGGCUGACAAAAUGCAUCCGGUGUCCCACUGCUUACCAUGCAGGGUGCCUAGUCGCGGGGUGCAUGCCAAUCACGUCACAUCUAAUGGUGUGUGCCAAACACUUCUUGCCGAAUAAGAGCAAAGCCCAUCACACUCACGUCAAUGUGAAUUGGUGCUUUGUGUGUUCUAUUGGCGGCACAUUGAUUUGUUGUGAGAGUUGCCCUGCAGCUUUUCAUCCUGAGUGCAUCAGCUAUGAAGGCAUACCUGAGGGCCGUUUUUACUGUAAGGACUGUGUGGAGGGCAAAUCAUUACUGUAUGGUGACAUUGUUUGGGUCAAGCUUGGAAUGUACAGAUGGUGGCCAGCAAUGAUUUGUAAUCCCCGAGAUGUGCCUACCAACAUCCAGUCAAUGCGUCACCAGCCUGGCGAGUUCCCUGUCAUGUUCUUGGGGUCACAUGACUUCUAUUGGAUCCACAAGGGGAGGGUGUUCAGCUACCAGGAUGGGGACAAAGGCACAGAAUCUGGAAAUAACAAAUAUCUUGCCAAAGUUUUCAAAAAAGCACUUGUUGAGGCGAAAGAGAAAUACGAUGAGUGGAAAAAGGCAAGAGAGGACAAAGCUGAGCAGGAUCUUCAGAGGUUUUGCAAAAAGCCACCACAGUAUAAACAUAUUAAGACCAACAAGUGCACCACAGCACAGAGAAUAAUCCUUGACCCGAGUGAGAUGCCGGUGUGUGAGUGUACCCCUGAUCAGGCUUGUGGACAAGACGCCAACUGCCUGAACCUCAUGCUGCAGUUUGAGUGUGUUGCAUCUAGAUGUCCGGCAGGAGACAAAUGUCAGAACCAGAGGUUCCAAAAGCGCCAAUAUGUGGACUGUGAGCCAUUCCGGGCACACUCCAGAGGAUGGGGCCUACGAUCAAAGCAAGCUAUCAAGAAAGGGACGUUUGUCAUAGAGUAUGUGGGAGAGCUGAUAGAUGAUGCCACCUGUCGGGAACGCGUCAAGAAGGGUGACGAUGACACUAACUAUUACAUGCUUACCAUCGACAAGGAUUGCAUCAUAGAUGCUGGCCCCAUGGGCAAUCUCUCACGAUUUAUGAACCAUAGCUGUUACCCAAACUGUGAGACUCAAAAGUGGACUGUGAAUGGGGAAGUACGUGUUGGUCUCUUUACAUCACGGGAUGUUGAGUCACAGGAGGAGCUAACCUUUGAUUACUGUUUGGACUGCCAUGGUAAUGAGAAAAAGAAGUGUCACUGUGGAUCUCAGAAUUGCAGUGGCUUUCUUGGGGUGCGGCCCAAAACUCAGAAUGCACAAAUGAAUGAAGAUAAAGCCAAGAAUGCUGCCUUGAAGCGCAGGAAGAGGAAACCGAAAAAGCCUGCAGUUAAACAAGUACAUGAAGAUGAUUGCUUCAUCUGCGGCGAUGGAGGCCAGCUCAUCAUGUGUGACCGAAGUGGCUGCCUCAAAUGCUACCAUGUUGACUGCCUGAACCUUGAUAAGAAGCCUCAAGGCCGGUGGCAGUGUCCCUGGCACUUCUGUGACAACUGCGGCAAGCGGGCCACUGUCCUCUGCUCAGAGUGUCCCAACUCAUUCUGCAGGAGCCACGCCCAAGGGCAGAUCAACAGCACUGACAAGAAUACCUUCCUUUGCACAGACCAUGUAGACGAGGUUCUUCCUGGAAUGACUGAUAAGUUCCUGGCCACCGACCAAGUGCUGAACGCCCUUGACCUCAUCAACGGGGACCUUACUGGUAUUAGGCCCACCGAGCUCGACCAUUUGCAGCAGAAGCCUGAGUACCUUGAGCUGGGUUCCUGAUGCCACAAAUUCAUACUUACGCCUUUUAUGACCAUAUCCUGGACAGGAUUUUAUUAUAUUAAGUUUGACAGAUAAGGAAACAUGGAGACAACGCAUUGAUAUGCAAUUGUUAUUUACCUUCAACGCUUUGUCUUCCUGUACACCUUGACUCAGAUUAUUUUCAUCACAACUUAUGUAAUUUAUUAGGACUGAAAGAGUUUCUGUGAGCAGAAAGACUCUGGACUUUGCCAUAUCUCCCAUGGUCAUCUUCAAGUUGCAAUGUUGUGGCAGAUUGAACUUCUUUAAGCUCUAGUACGGUAACAAUUAGCUCGCCUUAUUUCUUACAUCUGUAGCUAGUUGAUAUUUUAAUUAAGUAUUUUAUCUAUAUGUAUAUCUGAAGAAAGAACACAAGCAAAAAGAAACAUGUUUUUUUUCCGCCUGCUAAAUGCUAAACGUCAAAGUCCAUCAAGACAGAAUAUAUUUUUUUUAUAUUUGGUGGGUACAGUUCAAUCACAUUGAGGGUCUUUCCAUUCUAAAGUAUGAUGUUUCAACCAUCGCAUUUUAUUUCGGAGCUUCUGAGUAAUUUAUUUCCUGUGGCUAUUGCGUCUCUUGUCGCCAAAAUUUGCGCAUUUGAUUUUCACAUUUGUGACUGGCAGAGACCUCACGACAAGAACGUUCAAGCGUCAAUAUUAAAGGCCAGUUAGCCGGUUAUGAUUUAUUUAACCUAGCGAAAUCAACCAACUCGGACAUCUGAAGUAAAAAGUAGUUUUAGUUUGUUACACAAUGCGUGCCUUUAAAAUCCAAAUGUACAGUAGUAAGUAUUUAAUUAUUGUAGUGUUUUUAUGACUCCAAGUCAUUAAGAUGUAUAAACUUGACGUUUACUUGAUUAUUAAAGUUUUAGAUGAUGAUGAUGACACUUGUGUCAUCCCGAAAUAAA
Messenger RNA from Nematostella vectensis (starlet sea anemone), 4707 nucleotides. RefSeq names its product histone-lysine N-methyltransferase NSD2. Gene Ontology annotation, molecular function: protein binding; histone H3K36 methyltransferase activity. NCBI's taxonomy places the organism in Eukaryota, Metazoa, Cnidaria, Anthozoa, Actiniaria, Edwardsiidae. Gene Ontology annotation, cellular component: chromatin; nucleus. The coding region runs from base 120 to 3791 and encodes 1223 amino acids. Gene Ontology annotation, biological process: regulation of DNA-templated transcription. The transcript has 8 exons. The record is from RefSeq and is a predicted model, not a curated record.